Messenger RNA from Pipistrellus nathusii (Nathusius's pipistrelle), 930 nucleotides. The record is from the annotation of a GenBank genome assembly. Lineage: Eukaryota; Metazoa; Chordata; Mammalia; Chiroptera; Vespertilionidae.
AUGAAGGGGCAGCAGAAAACAGCUGAGACGGAAGAGGGGACAGUGCAGAUCCAGGAAGGUGCUGUGGCAACUGGGGAGGACCCGACCAGUGUGGCUAUUGCCAGCAUCCAGUCAUCUGCCACCUUCCCCGACCCCAACGUCAAGUACGUCUUCCGAGCUGAGAAUGGGGGCCAGGUGAUGUACAGGGUGAUCCAGGUGUCCGAGGGGCAGCUGGAUGGCCAGACCGAGGGGACGGGCGCCAUCAGUGGCUACCCUGCCGCUCAGUCCAUGACCCAGGCGGUGAUCCAGGGUGCGUUCACCAGCGACGAGGCAGCUGACACAGAGGGGACGGCCGCUGAGACACACUAUGCUUAUUUCCCUGGCGCUGCUGUGGGCGACGGGGCGGGGACUGCGGCCGGGAGUGCAGCCGCUGUUGUUACCACCCAGGGCUCGGAGGCCCUGCUGGGACAGGCCACCCCUCCUGGCACCGGUCAGUUCUUCGUGAUGAUGUCACCACAAGAAGUGCUGCAAGGAGGAAGCCAGCGCUCAAUUGCCCCCAGGACCCACCCUUACUCCCCGAAGUCAGAAGCUCCCCGGACGACUCGGGAUGAGAAACGCAGGGCUCAGCAUAAUGAAGUGGAGCGGCGCCGUCGGGACAAGAUCAACAACUGGAUCGUGCAGCUGUCCAAGAUCAUCCCCGACUGCUCCAUGGAGAGCACCAAGUCCGGCCAGAGUAAAGGUGGGAUUCUCUCCAAAGCCUGUGAUUAUAUCCAGGAGCUACGGCAGAGCAACCACCGGUUGUCUGAGGAGCUGCAAGGGCUGGACCAGCUGCAGCUGGACAAUGAAGUGCUUCGCCAGCAGGUGGAGGACCUCAAGAACAAGAACCUGCUGCUGCGCGCCCAGCUGCGGCACCAUGGCGUGGAGGUGGUCAUCAAGAGCGACAGCAGCUGA